AUGGUACGGGGCCGUGGACCAUUUGAUAUCGGACCGCGAACCAUUUGCUACCGGGCAGUCAACUAUUUGGUUCCGGGCCGUGGAUUAUUUGGUACCGGACCGCGGACCAUUUGUCCUACUAUCUAUCUCAGUUUGUUCGUAUCUAUACCAGUCGUUUCAUAUCUAUCUAUCUAUCUAUCUAUCUAUCUAUCUAUCUAUCUAAUUAAGUCAGUUCAUCUAUCUAUCUAUCAAUCUAUCUAUCUAUCUAUCUAUCUAUCUAUCUAUCUAUCUAUCUGUUUGUCAUCGUUUCGUUUCAUAUCUAUCUAUCUAUCUAUCUCUAGGUUUGAUCAUUCCCUAUCUAUCUAUCUAUCUAUCUAUCUAUCUAUCUAUCUAUCUAUAGGUUUUUCAUUCCUAUCUAUCUAUCUAUCUAUCUAUCUAUCUAUCUAUCUAUCGAUCUAUCUGUCUGUCUAUCAAUCUAUCUAUAGGUUUUUCAUUUUUAUCUAUCUCUACGUUUUUCAUUCCUAUCUAUCUAUCUAUCUAUCUAUCUAUCUAUCUAUCUAUCUAUCUAUCUAUCUCCACGAUUUUCAUUCCUAUCUAUCUAUCUAUCUAUCUAUCUAUCUAUCUAUCUAUCUAUCUAUCUAUCUAUCGCAGUCUUCAUAA
Molecule: messenger RNA, 639 nt
Organism: Acanthosepion pharaonis
Lineage: Eukaryota; Metazoa; Mollusca; Cephalopoda; Sepiida; Sepiidae
Source: the annotation of a GenBank genome assembly